UUACCACGAGUCACCAGAAAUGGCAGCACCGAAGAAACGCAAGAUAGCAAGUGAGUGUAGAAGAUUUCAAACACGGUGGGAAAAUGAAUAUUUCUUUAAAGAAAUCAACGGAAAGUGUGUCUGUUUGAUUUGCAAUGAAGAUGUUGCCGUGAUGAAAGAGUAUAAUGUCCGUCGGCACUAUGAGACCAAGCAUCAGAGCUACGCAUCGUACACAGGUGCCGAACGAGCACAGAAAUUCAAGCAAAUGGCAGCUAGCCUGCAAGCUCAACAACAGUUUUUUUUUCGUGCUAACAAAAUACAGGAAAACGCCACAGCAGCAAGCUAUGAAGUCGCACAACUUAUUGCCCAGCAUGGCAAACCGUUCUCAGACGGUGAUUUCAUAAAGCAGUGCCUCAUCAAAGUCACAGAAGUAAUGUGCCCGGAAAAAGUGCAGGAUUUCAACAACGUGAGCUUAUCCAGAAAUACAGUGGUGCGGAGAAUCGAGGACUUGUCAGCUAACCUGAAACUUCAGCUGAGAGAGAAAGCUUGUGCUUGAUUUUACUCGAUAGCAUGCGAUGAGAGCACAGACGCCACAGACACCGCACAGCUUUUAAUUUUUUUGCGGGGAGUCGAUGAUAAUUUUUGCUGUACGGAGGAGCUGCUUGAUAUGAUGAGCCUAAAAGGCACAACGACAGGUGCAAAUAUUUUUGACGCUGUGUCAGAGGCAGUUGAAAAGAUGGGGCUUAAAUGGGACAAGCUCUGUGGAGUAACAACGGAUGGAGCUCCGGCCAUGACGGGUGAGCGCAAAGGAAUGGCAUCCAUGGUGUGCGUCAAGGUAAAAGAGAGCGGAGGUGAGGCUGUUAGGAUGCACUGUAUAAUCCACCAAGAAGCACUGUGUGCCAAGACUGUCCAGCUGGGCGAUGUGAUGAACACUGUUGUAAAAACUGUCAACAUAAUUCGAGCUAGAGGACUGUACCACAGGGAAUUUCAAGCUUUCUUAUCUGACGUGGAUGCUGAAUACGGGGAUGUACUCUACCACUCUGAUGUGCGCUGGCUCAGCCGCGGCUCUUUGCUGCAGCGGUUUUAUUCGCUGAGAUCAGAAAUCGACAAGUUUUUGAAAGAGAAGGGCCGACCUCUUCAUAAACUGAGUGACCCUCUGUGGCUGGCAGACCUGGCAUUUUUAGUUGAUCUCACUCAUCAUCUGAAUACACUGAACAAGAACCUACAAGGCAAAGAACAGCUGGUGUCACACCUGUAUGCGCACAUGAAAGCCUUCUGUGUAAAGCUCCGCCUGUUUGAGACACAACUACGAAGCUUUAAUGCUGCACACUUCCCUGCGCUGUCUGAAAUCAAGUCUGCUUUUCCAAAGGCAGACCUUUCUGCUAAAAAGGAGAAAUAUGCUUCUGUAAUUACAUCUCUCGUGACAGAAUUCAACCAGCGUUUUCAAGAUUUUUCUGUCAUUGAAAAACAAAUCAAGCUGUUCUCGACCCCCUUCCUGGUGGAUGCAGAAGAAGUGGAGGAGAGUCUGCAGUUAGAACUGAUUGAAAUGCAAUGUGAUGAUUCUCUGAAGAGUCAACAUCAGCUUCUCUCCCUCCCUGACUUCUAUCAGAGUUUGGAUCAUGCCAAGUUUCCUCUGAUAAGAUGCCACGCAAAAAGAAUGAUGAGCCUGAUUGUGUCCUACCAUGGUGAGACUCAAGCAGGCUCUGGUCCUCUGGUCCUGGUACAGGGAGUAUGCGCCCUCCUUAAGAAAGCUGCCAUCGUGGUUUCUCCCUUAGUCAAAGAUUCAGACUACUACAGCCAGUACUUCUUUGUUCCAAAGAAGGAUUGCGGAAUGCAGCCGAUCCUACAUCUAUGCUCUUUGAACCGCUUGCUCAAGAGGCUCCUUCUCAGAGAGGUCGUGUCUCAGAUCGAAUCCAUGGACUGGUUUGUUAUGAUAGAUCUAAGGGACACCUAUUUCCACAUAGCCGUCCUUCCUUCUCACAAGAGGUUCCUGAGGUUUUCUUCCGGGGGCGAAGCUUACCAAUAUUGGGUCCUCCUGUUUGGCCUAGCCCUCUCACCCCGCACCUUUACCAGGUGCAUGAAUGUGGCUUUAGCCCUGCUAUGGCUUCAGGGCAUCCGCAUUCUAAAAUAUAUCAACACGUGA
This is a messenger RNA of Silurus meridionalis, 2122 nucleotides long. RefSeq names its product general transcription factor II-I repeat domain-containing protein 2-like. Lineage: Eukaryota; Metazoa; Chordata; Actinopteri; Siluriformes; Siluridae. The record is from RefSeq and is a predicted model, not a curated record.